CACUUGGCGCCUGAAGUGCUGGUGGACGGUCCCUUGGCCCGCAGGGAGCCGCAGCGGGCGGUGCUCCUACAUCACUGCAUGAAUGACGGCGCACUUGACCGACGCAGGGAAACACUUCGCCGCUUCUCAGGAGCCGUGUGGGUCUGUUUGAUCUGGAUUUCCAACGCCUCACCUCACUUCAACUUCACAGAUACAUCGACAGGCUACAACCGUGAGAGAGACAUGUCAUCGUGAAGAGACAGCGUCCAUCUUCGCUGGAUUAAAAGCAUGGAGAGAUGACCGGCGUGUGGAGCUGACAGCAGAGUAGCUGACGGUAAAUGAGAGGCCGGCACCAUGCCCCCAGGGAAGUAUGGGAUGCAGGAGGAAUGGGAGAAGGAGGGAGACCAGGAGGUUGUGAUGGACUUCCUGCUGCCGACUGGGAUCUUUCUCAAAUUCUCUGUGUCUCGAAACGACACCAUCAAAACCCUCAAAAAAAUGGUUUGGAAAAAUGCCAGAAGCGAGGCCCUCUUCAGUGCAUUGGGUGAUCCCGACGCAUACGUCUUCACCUGCAUCAACCAGACGGCAGAGAGAGAGGAACUGGAGGAAGAAUGGAGACGCAUAAGCGACAUAAGGCCCUUCAUGUGUGUCCUGAGGCUGGUGGCGAGGGAGGGCGACCGGGUGGAGAAACUCACCAACACACAGAUCAGCUGGUUGAUCGGAAAAGGUCUACAUGAGUUUGAAGCCCAGAAGAACCACGAGGUGAAUGAGUUUCGGACAAAAAUGCGUGCAUUUUGCGAAGAGAAGGCUCAGGAGCGCCAGAAUUUGCCAUGGCAGCAGUGGAUGAAGUACAGCUUCCCAUGUGAACUGGAGCCGUGCGUCUCCCCUCCAGAGUGUGGGAGCGUAAAGUCAAAAAACACCAAGAAGAUUUUCAUCAAUGUCAUGUUUGAGGCUUCAGAUGAAAGCUUCAUGCUGCAGCAGGACCCUCAGGACCUCCCGGGGGCUCUGAUGAGGAACGCCCUGAAAAAGAAGGCUACGGUCUUUCGCUCAGUGCGACAAGAGCCGGAGGACUUUACCUUGCAGGUCAACGGGAGGUGGGAGUUCAUCUACGGGAAACAUCCAUUGUGCCAGUUCAAAUACAUCUUCUUCUGUAUAAGAAAUGGCCAGAACCCUCUUGUCACCAUGGUACACCACUCCACCAUCCGAAAAUAUCAGAAUGAGCAGGGCCUGUGCAGCCAGAUAUACAGAAAUCGCUCCCUGUCCAGACCUCCUCCACUGCCCCUGAAGAAGCAGAAUACCUCCUCUCUGUGGUCCAUCAAUGAGCCUUUCUACAUUCACCUGCUGCAGGGCAGCCGAGUCAAUGCAGACGAAGGAAUGAAGCUUGUGGUGCAGGCUGGCCUCUUCAAUGGCAGCGAAUUCCUCUGUAAGGUGGUGACAACCACGGAGGUGUCGGUGUGCUCUGAGCCGCUGUGGGAUCAAAAGCUGGAGUUUGACAUAAACGUGGCUGACCUGCCUCGCAUGAGCCGCCUGUGCUUUGCACUCUAUGCUGUCAUUGAGAAGGCCAAGAAACCCCGCGGCACUAAAAAGAAGCAUAAGAAAGCGGAUUGUCCGAUAGCCUGGGUGAACACCAUGGUGUUCGACUACAAGGAUCAGCUGAAGACUGGGGAGUUCCUCUUGUCCACAUGGCCGUCUGUUCCUGAUGACAAAACCGACCUGUUGAACCCGAUGGGAACAGUGGAGAGGAACCCAAAUGUGGACAGUGCUGCUGGGCUUCUUAUCCGCUUCCCAAACAUCCGGCCUCAUCCUCUGUAUUACCCUCCACUGGACAAGGUUGGGGACAUGGAAAAGAAUGGUGAAGCCGCCUAUUCAACAAAGGAAGAGCUCUUGAAACUAAAAGAAAUAAUGGACAACAAAAACUACACAGAGUUCUUUGAGGAUGAGAAGGAGCUCUUGUGGAAGCUCCGCACAGAAGUCCGUGACCGUUAUCCUGAAAGUCUGUCCAAGCUGCUCCUCAUCACCAAGUGGAACCGGCGUGAGGACGUAGUUCAGAUGGUGAGCUUACUGAGUAACUGGCGGGACCUCCCUGCCAUCAAUGCCCUAGAGCUUUUGGACUACAGUUUUCCCGACCCAGCUGUGCGGUCUUUCACCAUCAGAUGCCUCAGGAAGCUCAGUGAUGAUGAACUGCUUCAGUACCUAAUCCAGCUGGUCCAGGUCCUGAAGUACGAGUCCUACUUAGACUGUGACCUCACCACUUUCCUGCUGGAAAGGGCUUUGUCCAACUGGAGGAUAGGACACUUCCUGUUUUGGCAUCUCAGGUCAGAGAUUCACGUGGCAUCUGUGAGUUUACGUUUUGGUCUGAUUCUGGAGGCCUACUGCAGAGGAAACAACCACCACAUCAAGCUUUUAACCAAACAGAUCGAGGCCCUGGGCAAAAUGAAGGCCCUGAGUGACUUUGUCAAGUCAGGCUCCCAGAAGAUGACAGCGGAUGACCUGAAGUUGUGUAUCAGACAGGAGUCGUACAUGGAGGCUCUGUCAGACCUGCUGUCACCGCUCAACCCCAGCGUCAUCCUCGCUGACAUCUGUGCAGACAAAUGUAGGUUUAUGGACUCCAAGAUGAAGCCGAUCUGGCUGAUGUAUAACCCCAAGGUUCAAGAAGACAUGGUUGGCAUCAUCUUCAAGAGCGGAGAUGAUCUUCGCCAAGACAUGUUGACCCUCCAGAUGAUCCAACUCAUGGAGAAUUUAUGGAAGAAAGAAGGCCUGGAUCUCCGGAUGAUCCCAUAUGGCUGCUUGUCCACCGGGAACAAGAUGGGGCUAAUUGAAGUUGUGAAGAACUCCGACACGAUCGCCAACAUCCAGCGUAACAGCAGCAACAGUGCCGCCACCGCUGCCUUCAACAAGGAUGCCCUGCUCAACUGGCUGAAAUCUAAGAAUCCUGAGGACAAACUGGAGCAGGCAAUAGAAGAGUUCACAUUGUCCUGCGCUGGCUACUGUGUAGCUACUUACGUCCUGGGCAUUGGAGAUCGUCACAACGACAAUAUCAUGAUCAGGGAAACUGGACAGCUGUUUCACAUCGACUUUGGUCAUUUCCUGGGCAACUUCAAGCGGAAACUGGGGAUCAACAGGGAGCGGGUACCAUUCAUCUUGACCUAUGACUUUGUCCAUGUGAUUCAACAAGGAAGGACAAACAACAGUGAGAAGUUCGAGAGGUUCAGGGAAUACUGCGAACGGGCAUACAAGAUCCUGUGUCGGAACGGGACGCUGUUCGUCAACCUCUUCGCUAUGAUGAAGGCAGCGGGACUGCCAGAACUCACCUCCUUCAAAGACAUCCAGUAUCUAAAGGACUCACUAGCUUUGGGCAAAUCAGAGGAAGAGGCACUGAAGAAUUUCAAAGUAAAGUUCAACGAGGCUCUGCGGGAAAGCUGGAAGACGAAGAUCAACUGGAUGAUGCACUCCCUGGCCAAAGAUAACAGACCCUGACAAGGAUGCACCAAGGAGACUUGAUGAAUGACCAAAAAUUGUGGAUUUUAACUUAUGGAGAUAAACAGGAAGAAAACACAAUCAAAUAUUUCACUUUAUUGAUGGCAUUCAAAGACUAUCUGCAUAUGUUUACAUCUGACUGGCCAAUUUGUGGUAAAUAACUACUAAGUGGAAGCAUCCAGAGAAAAUAAAACCAUGGGAAUGCAUUUGACUCAAGGACAUAUCCUCAACAAUUAUAAAGACGCUUUUUGAUGUGUUAAAUUCGCUACUUGAAAGCCACCUGCACGUGCAAAUAUGUCCUGAAAGGAAGCAGACACUGAAAAUAUAUCUCAAAAACUGCAUCGCACAGCAGGGAGCAAACUUCAUGAUGACUUUAGACCACACCGUUCAGUCACAGAGUUCAAUAACAAAGCGACAGUUUCACCUCAAGUUACCACCCUCAAUGGCUGUGUGUCAUUUCCUCUCAUGUCAGUAUACUCAACAAUAUACGCAAUUGUGUCUUGUUUAUUUGAUUGUAUUUUAUUUUAUUUAACCUGGUAGCUCCGGAGUAUUUGUACAAAGCCAUGAGGGAUAUUUUAGAAAAGUUUUUGUCUUUUACUGCUGUAUUGUUGUGUAUUAUUGCCAUGAAGUGCAGUAUGUGGCCAGUAGACAGAAAGCAUUGUAACAUUUACAGUUUGUUAUAUAAAAUAAAUACUUUAAAUGGGAUCUUUAUUUUGAUAUUAACCCUGGUUAACAGGCUGUGUAACUCAUCAGACCCUGCAGACCAAACAGCUACUACCCAUUAAAGAAAUAGUUUGACAUGUUGGUAAUAAACUAUUUGCUUUGUAGCUGAGAGUUGGAUAAAAAAUGUAUGCCACUCUUGUGAUAGACUCUUGAAUGUGAGCUGAAGCUAACAGAUUUUAGCAUUUCAUAACUCCGCUCAGCUUAGUUGAGCUUAAAAACUGAAAACGGGGGAAACGGAUAGCCUGGCUCUGUAGAAAUGUGACAAAAUAAAAAGCAUACACAACUUAUUAGCUGCUGGUAGAGAAGGACUGUUUUCACCUUAUGAAAGGCAGAGGCUAGUUCUUUGCAUCUAUUUUCAGUGUUAAUUCUGGCAUCCUAAGGGGAAAAAGGGAAUUAAGAACAGUUUUGAAAACAUUAGCUGUAAGGACCUGAAUACUUUGUGCCUGUAAUGUUUUGACAUUUAGUUAUGCACUGUAAUUUCCAUUGCUUUUUGAAUUCAUGAAUCCGGGUGCCAAGAUAGAGAUUUCAUACUUGUACUUUCAAACACCUUUUUAUACACAUUUCUGUGUGAUUCAACUAUUCAUGGUGCGUUCAGGAUACUUUACAUGCUGUAUAUCUUGCUGUCAGUCAUGCAAAAAGAUGAUGCGCAUUGGUUUUUGCAUUACAUGUCAUAUGAAAGCUGCCAUUUGUUUAAAUCUCUGUACAAUAAUGAUGAACACAAGAGCAAGUGUGGCUGUAGAAUACGCAGCAAUACAUAAUAUUAAUAAUAUAAGUUACUAAAAUAUUCCAAAUGUAUUAGGCUUUACAGAUGGCUCAUCAAUGUCCCCCAGUAAACUGCUGCUUCAUAACACGAGUAGUAAUUCUUUAAAUGAUGAGCUCAUUUUGCAAGUUGUAAAAUAUACUGCUGUUGUGUUUUGACUUGAUUAUUAUUCAUGAAUUCUGUCAAGUGGUACAAACAGAUAAAGGUUCAGGCCUUAUUUUCACAUGUGCAGCUAUAUAUAUCUUUAUCUGCAUCCUGUUUUUAAAGUUGGUUCACUUGCAGUUCGGAGAGUAAGAAACACUUAAUAAACAGUUUGCCACAGCAGAGCUAACUGAUACUUAUUAAGACCCAAGCCAUAUGUCAGCUUAAUUCAAUGCAGCUUAAAAAGGCUGAUUAUGGAUGAAGGCCAGACCAACUAAAGUCAACCCUGCUUCCAUUUUUUAGAGUUUGUAAGUGUCAUGAUCUUUGUUUUGUGUCUGUUUCCUGUUUUUAUUUUGAUAUGUUUUCCCCUCUUGUGUCAUGUUAAGUUUCACUCCCUGUCUUUAGUUACCCUCCUUUCCCUGAUUGUGUCAUUGUGUUCACAUGUUGCCCCUGUGUUUCUCCUCCCCUCUCCAGCUGUGUGUGGUCUUCUGAUUAGCCUUGUAUAUUUAGUCUUGGUUCCCCUUUUGUCUCUUGUUCAGUCGUCGUCAUUUGCUACCUGAUCUUGUACAUGUUACCUGCGUGUUCCUGCCCGUCCGUCUGUCUGCUCCUGUUCCCAGUGUCCCUGUAUCCCCUGGGUAGUGUUGGUGUGGUUAUUUUUGGUUGAAAGUACAGCUUUUAUUUAAAUAAAGCUCGCCUUUUGUUUGGACCCAUA
Molecule: messenger RNA, 5789 nt
Organism: Eleginops maclovinus (Patagonian blennie)
Lineage: Eukaryota; Metazoa; Chordata; Actinopteri; Perciformes; Eleginopidae
Gene: pik3cd
Product: phosphatidylinositol-4,5-bisphosphate 3-kinase, catalytic subunit delta
Exons: 23
Coding region: 334-3453 (1039 amino acids)
Biological process (GO): phosphatidylinositol 3-kinase/protein kinase B signal transduction; phosphatidylinositol-mediated signaling; phosphatidylinositol-3-phosphate biosynthetic process
Cellular component (GO): plasma membrane; cytoplasm; phosphatidylinositol 3-kinase complex
Molecular function (GO): 1-phosphatidylinositol-4-phosphate 3-kinase activity; 1-phosphatidylinositol-3-kinase activity
Source: RefSeq, a predicted model, not a curated record